Molecule: messenger RNA, 2067 nt
Organism: Thelazia callipaeda (thelaziosis nematode)
Lineage: Eukaryota; Metazoa; Nematoda; Chromadorea; Rhabditida; Thelaziidae
Source: the annotation of a GenBank genome assembly
AUGUUUGAUGCGAAGUACGCACCGCUUGGUGGAGCCUUAGUGAGAAUGCUUACUGAUAAGUUAUACGAGAAACGGAAAGCUGCUGCACUUGAUAUUGAAAAACAAGUGCGGGACUUGCUGCAAGCAAAUCAUUUAUCACAGCUAGAAAAGUUGCUUGAUGUUUUAAAAGAUCUAACACUGUCUCAGAAUGGACAAUCGCGAAAAGGUGGUCUCAUUGGUUUUGCUGCAGCAGCAAUUGCUUUAGGAAAGAAUAGCUCAGAUUAUACUUCGCAACUAAUUGAACCUACGCUGACUUGCUUCGCUGAUCCUGACUCUCGCGUACGAUAUUAUGCUUGUGAGUCACUGUACAAUAUUGUAAAAGUAUGUCGAUCAUCUGCGCUAUCCCAUUUCAGUGAACUUUUCGACACUCUUUGGCGAUUAUCUGCUGACACAGACCUUAAUGUGCGCAGUGGAGCAGAACUAUUAGAUCGUUUACUGAAGGAUAUUAUUUUGUCUACAAAUACAUUCGAAGUUGCGACUCUAAUCUCAUUGAUUCGUGAUAGAAUAUACUCGCAAAAUAGUUCAAAUAGAAAAUUCAUAGUUUCUUGGCUCCUGGCCUUAUUAACAGCACCUGAAGUUUCAAUCUCAUCGUAUUUACCCGAGGUUUUAGAUGGUUUAUUUCAAAUGUUGGAUGAUAGUCAAGCAGGUGUUAGAGAUGCUACAGAGACAGUAUUAGGGCAGUUUUUGAAACAAAUGCAGGAGGAGAAAUCUGGAGACAAAGGUGAACUCAGUGAUAUGAUCAAUGUCUUGAUUGUACACGCUUGCAGUGAGCAAAACACUCUUACUAAAAUGACUGCACUUGUAUGGUUGAAUCAGUUUUUGGAAAUGCAUUCUGUUGGGCUUAUGCAGUAUCUUUCAUCUUAUUUAACUGCUAUAUUACCUUGUUUGAAUAAUACGUCUCUUAAAGCAAAAGAAAUUAAUACACGCUUAUUGGGGAUGUUGUCUGAAGAUACUGAUAUUGAAUAUGAUGCAGUUAUUAAAGUGCUUUUGAAGCAUAUCAAACAUGAAUUUUUGGACACAAGAAUAGCUGUUUUGAACUGGAUCAGUAAAAUGCAUCUCACUGCACCUGCUAAAUUAUUUUCCUACAUGGAUCGCAUAUUCCCAAUAUUACUUUCGUUGCUCUCCGAUACGUGUGAUGAUGUACUGUUGCUAGAUUUGCAGUUACUUUCUGAUAUCUGUGAAGGUAAAAACCCAAGUGGAGUCGAGUUACAGGAACUAAAUCUUGACAAAAGCACUUCAAAGCAGCUUUUAGGCAUAUCACCUUAUCUUGUGAAGUUUACUUCCAGUUUAUUGACGAUGUUCCGUAAUGACACUGCACUGCUUAAUGACAGAGGCGUCCUGAUUGUCAGGCAGCUUUGUAUUCUUCUUGGUUCUGCAUCCAUUUAUCGUUGUUUGUCAGUUCUUCUGCUGAAGGAUAGUGACACCGAAUUUAUAUCUCAAAUGGUUGCUUUAUUAAAUGGAAUAUUGCUUACUUCUACAGAACUUUUUGAGUUAAGGAAGCAGUUGAGAAUGUUGAAAUCAGAGGAUUGUGUUAAUCUUUUCGAAUGUUUAUAUCGUACAUGGGCCUUCCAACCUAUCGCAUUACUUGGUUUAUGUAUAUUGUCGCAAAAUUAUGAACAUGCGAGCAUACUGGCGCGACACCUAUGGAAAGUUGAUAUUACGGUACCUGUGCUGAUUGAAAUUGACCGACUUGUGCAACUCAUAGAAAGCCCUAUUCUCUCAUAUGUACGGCUUGAUUUACUGGAUGCCAAGCAUCAGCGACCUCUCACAGCGGUUCUUUCGGCUCUGUUGAUGAUGUUACCUCAAACUGAUGCUUUCAAUACUCUGCAUAAACGCAUUCAGUGUAUCCCAUCCUUUAGGGUCCAUGAAGGAGGUGAGCAAAACCCAGCAUAUGCAAAUGAGCAAAAUCCAUUGCGUGCAAACGUGAAUUUCGAGUUGCUACUACAUCACUUUUUAAAUAUAUUGGAUGAGCAGCAAGAAGUUUUGAAAAAAAAGCAUCGACAAAUGCUGAACUCAGUUAGCCAGUGA